Coprinopsis cinerea okayama7#130 is the source of this 1293-nucleotide messenger RNA. RefSeq lists its product as hypothetical. Gene Ontology annotation, biological process: carbohydrate metabolic process. The transcript has 7 exons. NCBI's taxonomy places the organism in Eukaryota, Fungi, Basidiomycota, Agaricomycetes, Agaricales, Psathyrellaceae. Bases 1 to 1293 code for a protein of 430 amino acids. Gene Ontology annotation, cellular component: intracellular anatomical structure. The record is from RefSeq and is a predicted model, not a curated record.
AUGAGCUCUUCCGAGCACCUUCAAACUCACCGCGUUCCGCCAAGGAGUGUUAAAGACCUUCUUGACGAACACAAGACGGCCGUCCUCGUCGACAGCGUCGACGGUCGAAAUGCGUCGGAAUAUCCGGCCGUUUACCAGACACUUUUGUACCACCACGAUGUUCUCUCCGGCACUCUUCUAUCUUUGGAAAAGAUUGCGAGAUCCUUCGACUGCGAAGCGGGGGACGCGUCCUACCACACAUGGGUGGCGUGUAAGAAGGUGGUCGACCAAUGUAACCGCCAAGCUCUGCGGCAUCCAUUGGGGGAAGUGCCACCAAUUGUAAAAGAACAGUCACUUGAGCGAUUGACUGUUGAAAUUGGGUUAGCGCAGCGGCACACUGUUGCCGGUCCGCACAUAACAUAUCUCAACCCCCGUAUUCAUGACGAUGUGGACGCUAUGAUCGCGGAAGCACAGCGGCGAUACAAACUUCUGCGCCUUGGCGGCUUGAGUGGAGACGAAGUUCUAUUAACUAUCCCCUCGUCUGAGGCCGGAAUACAGGCAGCCCGGACGUUGCAGAAGGCCAACAUCAAUGUGAAUUUAUACCCGGUCUGUACUUUAAUGCAUGCGGCGGCGUGUGUCGAGGCGGGAGCAGCUGCUAUCACUGUCAAUGUCGGGCAGGUAUUGGGGUGGUUUGAACGGGGAAAGGGGGCUCGUGCCUAUCCCGACGCUUUCGCGCAUCCAGGCGUCAAAUCGAUCCAAUCCAUUCUCACAUACUUCAGAAUCAAUGACAUCAAAACAAGACUUAUUGGACAGAACUUCAGAAAGAUGGCAGAGAUAGCACUGCUGGCCGACUUCGACGCUGUCGCAGUGUCAGAAUACCAGCUUGAUAGAUUGCAGUGGAACAUCGCACGUAUCGCUCCACCAGAGGAAGUCCCGAAGGAAGUCCUGGAGAAAGCGAGGCAAGCGAAGUACCCAGCAGGUCUUCUAACCGACGAUGGGAAUUUCUUGAAGAAACUUGACCACGAUUCCCAGAAUUUAAUCAGAAGCACGUUGGACCCAGAACUCGAGAGGUCGUCGAAGGCAAUGGACAAGAUCGAGGACGCAGUAUUCCGAGAGGUCAAGAACCAUUGGGCACGCUUGAACGAAUUGAAUCCAAACACCAGACCGCAUGGCGUAAGAAGUGACGAAGAAGGUGACAGACGAGUGAGCGGAGUUGCCAAGCACAAGUCCGCCGCGGCACAGAACGCAUGGAUCCUGGAUUGGAGGGACAAGGUGGAUGCGGAGUUGCAGCUCCAUGACCUAGAGGCGUUUUAG